UAACUAUCCCUCCCAUCAUCAAGGAAACCUCUCCACCUUCAAUUAUAUUUGUCAAGUUUUCAGGAGAUUGAGUCAGGAUGGGGAAGGCAGAGAAAGGUACGCCAAAGGACUUGGCCAACAAGAUGAAAGCCAAGGGUUUACAAAAACUCCGUUGGUAUUGUCAGAUGUGUGAAAAGCAAUGUAGAGAUGAAAAUGGUUUCAAAUGCCACACUAUGUCAGAAAGUCACCAGCGACAACUUCUCCUCUUUGCUGAAGACCCUGAUAAGUACCUGGAUAGCUUUUCUCAGGAAUUUUUGGAUGGUUACACUAGUCUUCUCAAACGUCGGUUUGGCACAAAGCGUGUUCAAGCAAACAAUGUGUAUCAAGAAUAUAUCCAAGAUAGACAUCAUAUACAUAUGAAUGCCACACAAUGGGAAACUCUGACUGAUUUUGUUAAGUGGCUGGGUCGUGAAGGCCACUGUGUAGUGGAUGAAACAGAGAAGGGUUGGUAUGUGGCUUAUAUUGACCGAGACCCAGAGACAAUUAGAAGACAGGAGCAGCUUAAACGAAGAGAAAAGUUUGAAAAAGAUGAAGAAGAAAGAAUGCAGGACUUCAUUAAAAAACAAAUUGAACUAGGGCGUUCAAAGAUGAAUGAUGGCGAGGCCCAAUAUACAGAGUUACAGCGUGAUGAAGGUGAGACGAUAGCACUCAACAUUAAACUAGGAAUGACAAAACAAGCUAAGCCUAAAUUGGAUGUUGCUGGUAAUAUACUAAAGGCUCCAUCAACUAGCAAGAUCAAGACCCAAGAAAAAAUAAGAAAGGAUGCCAAAAGGCGUACAGCUUUAGAUGACAUUAUGGAAGAAGAGAUGAAAGGAAAGAAAUUGAAGGAAGAAAUGGACGUUAAAAAUCAAAUAGCAGAAAAGGUUCAAACUAAGGAAGGUUCUUGGUUAACCAAAAAUAUUGUUGUUAAAGUAAUUACCAAAGACUUAGGCUCCAAAUACUAUAAACAGAAGGGAGUGAUUCGAGAAGUCAUCGAUAAAUACAUUGGUUUAGUGAAGUUACUCGAGUGUGGAACUAAGUUGAAACUCGACCAAGCACACUUAGAGACUGUAGUUCCCUCCAAAAACAGAAAGGUAUUGAUCAUUGGAGGCCGAUAUCGAGGACAAGAGGCUGUGCUCAAAAGUAUUCAAGAGGAAACCUUUAGUGCUACCUUGGAGCUGCAAGAGGGUAAAACUGUAGAUGGAGUACCAUAUGAACACUUCAGUAAACUGUAUACUUCUUGAUUAAAUAAAUAAUAAGUUUGUUAACCAUUCAACUAGAUGGUAUUCUAAGGCAUUACUUAACUCAUGAUUCUCCAGUAUAUUUUUCCAUCCACACAACAUGAGGUAGAAGUUUGUGGGGAACCAUUAACUGUGAGCAGAGUUUACAUACAGUAAUUGUAUUUGCCAAAAGAUCUCAAGAGUUGGAUGUAAUCAUUUAUAGACCAAACCUCAGUCUUACUUAGGAUGCCUGAGGGGAAACAGGACACCAUGCCAUCAAGUAAUCAUCCAUGCAUGUGUGGAUAAUGGCUGUAAAACAGUGACGAUGAUAAUAUGUGAGCAAGACAUAUUUUGAUGCAGGUUGUAAGUGUUUGUUUACUUGGUGUAUUGACAGUGAAAAAUAAAGCUAAAGUAUUGUUGACCUUUCUGAGGUGCUGUAAUAUAAGAAAAGAACAAAGGAUUAAGUCACACAUUUUUAGCAUUAAUAUGGUGUUCAAGUUACAGUAAUUAUAAAUGUGGCAUAAAGUUCUGUGUUCAAGUCAUUGUAAGAAUAAACCACUAUUAAAUUAAUUGAUACAUGUACAGUACAACACUAAAGAUUGACAUCAAUAUUCCCAAUGGCAGGAAAUGUUGAGAAAUUUAAAAAAAAAUCUUUUGGGGUUAUUAUAAAAAGCAAAUGUUAUUGGAUCCACAGUAAACAAACUGUGUACCUUUGAUAUUAUUAACCUACUCUACUACAGUAUUUUGUAUCAUGGAAAAAAAAAAAAAUAUUUUUGUGAAGCUGAACAACAAUCUUGUUUAGUAAUGAUCAAGGAUACUUAAUAUUGUCUAGGUUAGGGUUCUGGGUAUUACAUCAGUCAUUUGCUCCAGGAAUUAGAUCAUAUAUUAAUUUGUUAGAACAUUUAAUAAUAGAAUACAAUUAAUCUAAAAAUUUAUUCUACCCAAUAUUUUGUUUAAAUAUCUUCAUCUCAUUUCAAGCACAGUAAGAAAUUAAUAAUUUUCUUUUACAGUACAGUAAAAGAAAAAAAACUAAGAUACUGUACUGUAUAAGAGUAGAGGUACUGUACAGAACUGUAUACUGUAUUAAAGCUUGAAAUGAAAACAGUUUGGCAGGAUCUUUGUUAAAUUUAGAUUUAAGUGAGAAAGUCUAUUUAAUUUACCUUUAUAAAUUUAUAAGUAUGUUCAAAUAUUUAAUGAAAAAUAUUUUAGGUAAUAAAUGUUUUAGAUACACA
Messenger RNA from Homarus americanus (American lobster), 2470 nucleotides. RefSeq names its product DNA/RNA-binding protein KIN17-like (gene kin17). Gene Ontology annotation, cellular component: nucleus. Bases 78 to 1262 code for a protein of 394 amino acids. The transcript has 2 exons. Gene Ontology annotation, biological process: DNA damage response; DNA replication. The record is from RefSeq and is a predicted model, not a curated record. Gene Ontology annotation, molecular function: double-stranded DNA binding. NCBI's taxonomy places the organism in Eukaryota, Metazoa, Arthropoda, Malacostraca, Decapoda, Nephropidae.